AUGACUUGGUACAAGUACUUUGACGAAAAUGAGACUAAAACCUGGACCAUUUAUAAAUUCCACAGGGAUUGGAUUCGUACAUACGAAGAGAACGAUGAGAACCUUACCUAUAGUAAAGCUGUGGACACACUUGCAAAGAGCCUCCGUGAGAUCGCUAACAAAAGUUCUGAUCCUGCAAAAAUUCGAAAAGCUAAUAAUCUUCUAAAGGCAAGAGGUGUGACGCUUUUAGCUGGUCCUCUGACAGAUCUUUUAGAUUGUUAUGGAAACAAUCUCGAUAAAUUAUGGCUCUCUGUCGAAAAAAAGGAAGUUCUUCGAGAAAAGAACAUAAAUACUGGAACUAACUGUAUACAGUUGGUCUCAUGCGAAGGUAUACAAAUUAGCAACAUCGGACAGAAAAGAGGCCACGAUAAUGAAGAAUUGGCGACUCCAGAAACAAAAAAGUUAUCAGUUGACUUUUCGGAAAGUGAUGAUAAACAUCAAGAAGAUGACGAUGAAGUGAUGUGGUUAGAGAGCCCGAUUGUUAAAAGGCUUCGAGAAAUCAAUGGAAUAGCUCGAUACAGAAUUAUAUUUCUUCCAGAAGAAAAUGAGUGCAAUCCAAUUAAGUCAUCUUUCACCGAACAAGAAUGGUUAAAAUUCGAAGCUGAUUGGCAAAAAGUCGAGGAGAGGUUGGUCGUAAAUAGUGGAGUAAAUGAAUGCAUCGAGGGUUUACUGAAUAAAUAUGACGAUGCAAUUAACAAAGCAACGACCGGAUAUAGUGUUAACCUGAACAGAAUAAUUGGAACUUUUAAUGAAUGUACUCUCAUCGAUCGACAUCAUUAUAGCUUUAGUAAAGAAUGGCCAUUACAAUGGAUACAAUCCGUUUAUAAUGCAUUUUCGUUGUGCUUCAGUCUCGCAGUCAAUCCGCUUCACAACGCAGACUUAUCGGAGUAUGCAUACAGAGAUAAAAUCGUAAAUACCCUAAUAGAAAACGUUUUCCUUGACAUAAACGAAGUCAUUUUUAUGAGAACAGGUGAAAUAGAAAACAACGAUCGAAAAAUUCAGAAGGAUUCUAGUAGAUCACCGGGGGUACGACGUGCUACUGGGUUUGGGGAGGUAGUAGGCAAUGCUUGCGAACAUGACGACGCAAAAAUGGAGCGAGAUCGAGAAAAGAUUCUUAAAUCCAUGCAACUCGGGCUUUUCCGAUUGCGACAAUCGUUGCAGGAACGAGGAGCUGAUGAAAACAACUUUAAUUGCGCUGAGACGUUUGGGAUUCUCGUGUACAAAAAAGAUUAUCGUUUUUAUUCCAUGCACUAUGCCAAUGGUAUAUAUCUGGUGGAUAAAUUUGAUGAAUUCGCGAUACCAUCCAGCGUCAGUCAAUUGUGUGAAUUAUCAGAAAUAAUAAGGUCAUUGCUCUCAUUUAAGAAUCGCGUUAUAAAACUUCACGACAAUGUACAAAAUCUGUUCGGUGGAAAACGCCGAUUCAUACAGAAAUCUCGUCAUUAUG
Funneliformis geosporum is the source of this 1483-nucleotide messenger RNA. NCBI's taxonomy places the organism in Eukaryota, Fungi, Glomeromycota, Glomeromycetes, Glomerales, Glomeraceae. The record is from the annotation of a GenBank genome assembly.